AAGGAAAAAGUGAAGUGGGAGUCCAAAUCAAACCAUUCACAUCAGCUGUUCAAUGUACAAAUUGCAACUGAGAGCAACAAAGCAAAAACAACGCAAUCUAGCUGUCUGUGAUUGUUGCAUCCAGUUGCAGUAACUCCUAGCUGUGUGUGUAUGGUUUGUUUUGGAGGAAGGAAACCGAGAAAAAUAAGGCAAAGGGGGAACCCCUAGCAGUCUGGUUUUUCUGUUCUAGAUCGUAGUGUCUUACCAUUUAAAGGCAAGUGAACGCUCUAGCUGUUUUGAAGCAUCAUUUCCCACGUUGGUCAUUCAACCAAAAAGCUUCCUUUCAACCCAGGCGACCUAGUUGCGUGUAAGUUUUUCUCCUGUUCGACCGCUUGCACAAAGCUAAUUCGAAGAAAAUACAACAAAGGUUUCUUGUGUUGUGAAUUAUGAAGAGGUUCAGCAGCUCAGAUUCAGUGGGCGCUUUGGUCUCCAAUUUCCCAUCAAAAGAGGAGGGGAAGCUUGCAAAGGACAGCUAUGGUUAUAGCAAGGAGUUGCAGGCAAUGUUAGAUUCGUUAAACCAAGAAGAUGUUGAGGAAGAAAUGUCAGGGAAGAAAAGGCGGUUGAAUUCGGAGCAGGUCAAGGCAUUGGAGAGAAACUUUGAGGUUGAGAACAAGUUAGAGCCAGAAAGGAAGGUCAAACUGGCAGAGGAAUUAGGCCUGCAACCGAGACAAGUGGCAAUUUGGUUUCAAAACCGCCGCGCACGGUGGAAGACUAAGCAGUUGGAAAGAGACUACAGCAUCCUCAAAACCGACUAUGAUGGUUUAAAGCUCAACUUUGAUAGCCUUGAGAGACAGAAUAAAGCUCUUGCUGAAAAGCUAAGCCAGUUAAAAGCAAAGCUGUACGGAGAGAGUGCACAGAGGAAUGAUUCUGUGAAGGAAGAAUCACCAAUUUCAACGUGCAAAAGCAGUGAAAAUUUAGAGGUGGAUUUAAUCAAGAACUUGAAAUCCAAAGAUGGCUCAUCAGAUAGUGAUUCAAAUGGCGUUCUUACGAAGGAAGAGAGCAAUGGAAAUUCAUCUCUUGGAUUUAAUAAUAAUAGAAAUUCAAUUUCUUCAAAUUCCAUGGUGAAUUGGUUUCAAUUAUCAGACUCCAGAUCAGUGGGUGGAAAAGGAUUUCAAGCUCAGACUGUGAGGAUGGAGGAGCAGAGUUUUUUCAGCACAGAUGAGUCCUGCAAUUUCUUUUCAGUUGAUCAAGCUCCAAGUCUUCAUUGGUAAAUCUGCUGAGCAGUAAAAAUAGUUGGACCUUUAUUUAAAAGUUUUUUAAUAUGAUCUCAUAAAAAUUGAAUUUUGUAAUUUAGAAGCAAAAAUAUCCAAGGUAAAGCUUUCUAUUGGCCACAUCAACAAAUUAUUAGUUUGCACAUUUUCUGCUUAAUUUUAAAUUAUAGUAUUGGACUUUUGGUGCAACUGCUGUUAAAAUUUGAAAGUUUCUUUUCA
Messenger RNA from Pyrus x bretschneideri (Chinese white pear), 1469 nucleotides. Its product is annotated as homeobox-leucine zipper protein ATHB-6-like. The record is from RefSeq and is a predicted model, not a curated record. Gene Ontology annotation, cellular component: nucleus. Gene Ontology annotation, molecular function: sequence-specific DNA binding; DNA-binding transcription factor activity, RNA polymerase II-specific. Gene Ontology annotation, biological process: positive regulation of DNA-templated transcription. Lineage: Eukaryota; Viridiplantae; Streptophyta; Magnoliopsida; Rosales; Rosaceae. The coding region runs from base 426 to 1250 and encodes 274 amino acids. The transcript has 4 exons.